ACGACUAGCACUUCAUCGUCCCUCAACCACCUUGAAAAAAACUGUUGAAAUUUUCGUUAUCUGAUUCUCAUUUCACUCCAACAAAUUCAAACACAUUUAAUUUUAUACGGCCGGACACCUUGGACGGUACUUUGACCAAGGAAAAUUAAAAGAAAAGAUGGACCGGAACUGCCCCAAAUUGUAAAUUGAAUAGCAACUUCGUUGUCAACGCCUUUUUCCAGUUGAAUUUGCCCUUUUUUUUUUUUGUCAAUUUGGAGUAGCCCACCUGUUGGUACAAAGCUGCAGUAAAAUCCAGAGAAUAGCGAAUAUAUACCGGUGAAUGUUCAUGUAAUUGGGCUAAAAUUUCAGUAGAAAGCCCAAUAUUAGAGAAUUCAUUUCUGUCAGUCUGUUUGAUGCCUCCAUGCGACUAUUUUCCGACAUGUACAGCUGUUUGCGGCGGCGCCUGAGGGCCACAAACGGAGACGACGCCGCGGACGAUGGCACAGAAGAAUCUUGCGACUUGUUUUUCAGUCUCCAGAAGCUGCAAAUUGCCACCAAUUUCUUCUCCGAAAUGAACCGGCUGGGCCAAGGUGGCUUUGGGCCCGUCUACAAGGGACUGAUGCCUAAUGGUCAAGAAGUAGCCGUGAAGAAGCUGUCCUUCAAUUCUGGACAAGGGCUGAAAGAAUUCAAGAAUGAGGUCAAACUAUUAUUGAGAAUUCAACACAGGAACUUAGUCACAUUGCUCGGAUGUUGCGUGGAAGGACCUGAAAAGAUGCUUGUGUAUGAGUAUUUGCCUAACAAGAGUCUCGACUACUUCCUUUUUGAUAAAAAGAAGUCUCAGCUUCUGGAUUGGAAGAAACGAUUAGAAAUAGUUAAUGGUAUUGCAAGAGGCCUUCUCUAUCUGCAUCAAGAAGCGCCUGAAAGGAUUAUUCAUAGAGACAUUAAAGCCAGUAAUAUAUUGCUAGAUGAGCAGUUGAAUCCAAAAAUCUCGGAUUUUGGUCUCGCAAGGUUGUUUCCUGGGGAUGACACACAUUUAAACACAUUUAAGGUUUCCGGCACUCAUGGUUAUAUGGCUCCUGAGUACGUAAUUCAUGGAUAUUUGUCUGUGAAGACAGAUGUCUUUAGCUUCGGCAUUUUGGUCUUGGAAAUUGUCGGUGGGAGAAAAAAUUAUGACAGGUUGCUUGAUGCUGAAAAGGCCAACCUCUUAAAUUAUACAUGGACACUUUUCAAGGCGGGGAAGUCGGAGGAACUAGUUAGAGGAAGCCUCGAUAAAUACAAUCCCGAAGAAGCUGCAAUGUGCAUUCAAUUAGGAUUGUUAUGCUGUCAAGCUAGUGUUGCAGAUAGGCCAGAUAUGAACUCUGUUCAUCUCAUGCUAUCAAGCGAUUCGUUCACUUUACCUAGACCUACGAAGCCCGCGAUCCAUGGCCAAGUAGGCAGGUACAAUACGGCCUCAUCUGCUCCUUUUACUAACAAUACAAACAGUAGCACCAACCAAACUGGCGUUACUAAGGACUCCAUAGGUACUAGUUUUGUUGAGGAUUACUCUAGAAAUUCGAUCUCCUAUUCAUCAGUGGAGGAAGGUAGAUGACUUUGUAAGUAUAUUAUUGAGUUAUAUAGUAUGUCUUGAUGAAUAUACAGUCCAGUCUUCUUUGAUA
Molecule: messenger RNA, 1634 nt
Organism: Olea europaea var. sylvestris
Lineage: Eukaryota; Viridiplantae; Streptophyta; Magnoliopsida; Lamiales; Oleaceae
Product: G-type lectin S-receptor-like serine/threonine-protein kinase B120
Exons: 5
Coding region: 401-1567 (388 amino acids)
Biological process (GO): protein phosphorylation
Molecular function (GO): ATP binding; protein kinase activity
Source: RefSeq, a predicted model, not a curated record